CGUUGGACUCAGCCGCUCGCUCCGCCCCGGCCCCGCCUUGCGGGGGAGGGGGCGGGCACAGGGCGGCGGCCGCCGGUUCAAACGCGGCCAGGCGGGCUCUGAGCGCGGGACUGGCGGGCGAGUCUGUUCCCCCCUGCGAGUUCCUACCAUGUGCUUACUUUAUGUGAUUAGAAGUCCAAAGAUUGAGUGCUGGGCAAAAUGUCUUUACUGAGUACUGGACAAAUGAAGAGAAAAUGGGAAGAAAGACUGAAGAAUGUUGAUGAACUAGCAUCUCGAUAUAAAAGAAAGCCACUUUGCCCUGUUUACAGGCCACAGCUGUCCAAACCAUGGCAACCGUGCUCUGUUUGGAAUCUAUUUCGUCGACAAGCUCAAGCUUUUAACUAUGCAAAAACCUGUAAGGAGGAUGUUCAUGUAUUUGCUUUGGAAAUGAACACAGAAGAUGGACAAAGGUAUUAUCUUGUGACAACAUAUACAGAGUUUUGGUUUUAUUACAACAAAAAACAGAAAACAAGUCUUAUGCAUUGCUAUGAAGUUAUUCCUGAAAAAGCUGUUUGCAAACUGUAUUUUGAUUUGGAGUUCUAUAAACCAGUGAAUCCUGAAGCUGAUGGCAAAAAGAUGAUUGCAGAGUUAAUUGAGCUUGUUAGUAAAAAACUGGAAGAACUUUAUGGAGUUAAAUGUUCAGUUGAAGAUGUCUUGAACUUAGAUUCCAGCACUGAUGAAAAAUUUAGCCAUCACUUAAUAUUUCUGCUUUACAAGACAGCAUUUAAGGAUAAUAUUCAUGUUGGUAAUUUUGUUAAAACAGUUUUGCAACCUGCUCUUGUUUUAACUGAAAAUAAAGCUGAUGCUCUGAUUCUAGAAGAAGGGGCGGAUAGUGUUGCUUCCCAGUCUUCCAAAGCAACAGUUGAAAUAGAUGGUACUGUUGUAAACCUUGGUGCAGCGAAGGAGGCUUCUGGGAAAUGGCAAUCUAAUAUGCACAAAACGCUGGAAAAUGGAAAACUGCAACAGAAGGAAAAUUCCGAUCUUUCCUUUCUAGUUGUGGAUGAUAAGGAGGGAGGCAAGCAACUUGUCGUCGAUCUGGGAGUUUAUACAAAGAAUAGAAAUUUCCGGCUGUAUAAGUCAUCAAAAGCAGGAAAGCAUGCGACUUUGAAAAUAGCUGAAGAUAACAAGUUUGUUCCUAAACCCCAAAAGAAUAUUUUUAUUGAGGAGCAAUAUUUCCUUUCCUCUUUGGUCUGUAAUGUUAGGUUCUCAGAAAUUGAAAGAGCCCUAACUUGUGACAACCCAGCAGGGAAGGAAAAAAUGCCUAAACAAACAGACAGGAGAGUUGCCAGUAGCACUUCAGAUCCCAUAGAAGGAUAUCAAUAUUCACCCUAUCCAGAAAUUGAUUGUUUUGUCCUUUCUUUAGUUAAUAAAGAGGAUAAUCAUGGAGGGAUACGACGAUGGAAUUAUUUUUCCUUGGAAGAACUCCUUGUUUAUGACAUAUCCAGAUAUCGCUGGUGUAAAAAUAUUGGAAGAGCCCACAAAAGUAACAAUAUAAUGAUUCUGGUAGAUCUAAAAAAAGAAAUUUACUAUCAAAAAUGUUAUGACCCUGUGUGCAGAGCUAAAAACUUCAAAUCAGAAAGUAUUCCAUUACCCCCUGAGAUAUGCCUCCCUUUUCUUUUCAAAGAGGAAGAAUAUGCACUUUUUAUGGAUGAGUGGGGGAACAUAGAAGAAAAAGAAAAAUCACCUAACUUUACAGACUUCUCAGAAAGGACAUCAUUAAGGAUACAUCAAGAAAAUAAGGAGUCUCCUGACAAGCUCUGUUCAAACACAGAAUGGGACAAUGUGACUGAUGAUGCCUAUUUUCUGGAAGCUAUUGAAGAUGCUGAACUUGCAGAAGCUGCAGACAACAAUCUGACCAAGCAGAACUGUGACCUGGAAGAAAUACCUGACGAGCUGCUCAUAGAGGUUUUAAGAAAACAAGAAGUUUGUGGUAACAAGGCAUACAACUAGCUAUCAGCUAAGGUCAGCUGUUUAGAUUAAUUAAGAUAUAGUUUAUUUAGCCAAAAGAAACUGAUUAACCAUGUAAAUGUCAUUAACAUAUAAACCCAAUGUACAAAAACACAGCUAAUGGCAAGUUUACUAUGCACUUUCAUAUAAAGAGAGGAUUCUGGCAUGGUUCUAAGAGGAUACAACCUUUAAUUUUUUGCUUUAAAUUCUAGCUUAGUCAAUGGUGGUACAUUGGUACUGCAGUGGUACAUAUGGCACAAAAGCCAUCCUCUCUUUGCAGAGGCCAAGGACUGAAUAGCUACAGAAACUCAACUAUCCUUUCACCCCUAGAGUAGCUGCUGCUGCUAGACAGGAAAGAAGCACCAGGGAAGACCCAAGUAGAUCAGUUUACCCUAGCGGUACCUGUGUUGUGCAAUGUUCUAAAGCUAGACACAGGCUAUCAAGCUGGUACUUCUCAGGAGCACUAAAUUCAAAAUUUAAAAAGAUGCGAAGUAGACAGUGUUAACACACUCAAAAGACUUCAUGGACAAUGAUUCAGGUAUAAUUCACUUACUGAGGGAUGAAGUGUGGUUAAAACAUGUUUCUUCCCAUAUGUCCAAAUGUUUAGGAUUUUGCCUACAGUCCGUACUAUACUUUACAAAGGGCAGGCAGGCUCUCUUACCUAUAAGUGAGCCUGCCAAAAGUUUGUAUCUAAAGUAUGGAUUUACCUUUUGAGAAUUUCAUUAUGCUCACCACCUUCUUCUGUAUGACUUGUUAUAACUAAGCUGUUUUUAAAUCUCCACGUACUAGUAUUAGAAAUAUUUUAUUCAAUACUCAUAAUGGUGCAAUAAUUUAUGGAAGCCACUGCUAAGAAUUGAGACAUGUCUAUUUGUAAGUUGCCUGUUACAAGCCUAUCUUUGCUACUUUAGUUGGAAUUACAACUGAUUUAGUGAAAAACCUGUUAUUGCUCAUUCUAAAGAAAAUGUCUACUCGUCACUUUGGUAUUUCCAAAUGAUUACUCUGGUAAUCCAAUAAUAAAAUCCUAUUAAUUUUAAA
Molecule: messenger RNA, 3021 nt
Organism: Mauremys reevesii (Reeves's turtle)
Lineage: Eukaryota; Metazoa; Chordata; Testudines; Geoemydidae
Gene: PRIMPOL
Product: primase and DNA directed polymerase
Exons: 14
Coding region: 199-1989 (596 amino acids)
Biological process (GO): error-prone translesion synthesis; response to UV; mitochondrial DNA replication
Cellular component (GO): nucleus; mitochondrial matrix
Molecular function (GO): chromatin binding; DNA-directed DNA polymerase activity
Source: RefSeq, a predicted model, not a curated record